GUCACCUAGCUUCCCUUGAAGAUAAGUUAUUUUACAAACAUUAUUCUUGGAAGUUGUAAUGUGAAAGGUAUUUUUCUCAAAUUUCAGAACGUGACCACCUGGACGAUAACAGAUGAACCACCAAACAUUAAACCAGAUGUUCUCCAUGUCGCGGUUGUUUCCUUUCCAUUUAGAGGCACACAUUUUGGAGAAAGAAUUUGGCUGAAAGAGUUUGAUCCAUUACGACCAACUUUCAUCCCAACGUUUAUGCCAGUGUUUGAAACAAAAGAGCAAUUCAAAGAGGCAGCCACUAAACGUAUCAGUUGGGCUCCUAUUGCUGGAGGUUCUGUAGCAGGAGUGGCACUUCUUGUGAUAGUGUUGAUGUCCAUUACAUGGCGAAGACGAGGUGCACUGUGUCCUUUUAAUUUUCAAGAUCCUGUGACGCAGGCAGCUAUUUCCAGGCCAAACAACGUCAUAGAACGCGUCACAGAAAUAACAGCGGCUGCGACUCCUUCAAGUGCAGACAUUUCUAGCGAAGUUUACUACAGCUGCUAUUACCCGGAAAACGAAGCUUUUCGUGGCAAAGUGGCUGCCAUUGUGAACUUCUUCCGAAAAAAUGGCUAUGACGUCAUUAUGGAUGCCAUGAUGUCCGGUGAACUUAGUUCCCAGGGCCCGACGCGGUGGGCAGAGAAUCAGAUAAGAAAGGCCAAGAAAGUGCUUGUUUUCCUUUCCCCAGGCCUUUUGAGUCUGGCUUCAGCUGAUGGAUGCGAAGGAAUUCACACUCAGGAUAUCAACCGUGUGUGGAUUGAGCUUGAAGUCCUUCGAGAUCUUUACACUCGAAAUCGCUCAGCCGCUAAGAUGGUGUGCAUAGCUUUGCCCGACCUGCCAGUCACAUCUCAAGACCUACCUGUGUGGUUGAAAGUCAGCUACAAAUGGCCAGAGGAUGUUCGAGAAAUCCUGAAGCGUUUAAAUGACAGACCAUCAAUUAAACCAUUUCAGUGACCAUUAAUUUGCCAUUUGCCAUUUCCUUAAAUUGUCUGGGUAUGAGGCGU
Molecule: messenger RNA, 1031 nt
Organism: Orbicella faveolata
Lineage: Eukaryota; Metazoa; Cnidaria; Anthozoa; Scleractinia; Merulinidae
Molecular function (GO): protein binding; interleukin-17 receptor activity
Source: RefSeq, a predicted model, not a curated record